Lentinula edodes (shiitake mushroom) is the source of this 1138-nucleotide messenger RNA. RefSeq lists its product as uncharacterized. The transcript has 6 exons. NCBI's taxonomy places the organism in Eukaryota, Fungi, Basidiomycota, Agaricomycetes, Agaricales, Omphalotaceae. The record is from RefSeq and is a predicted model, not a curated record. Bases 177 to 935 code for a protein of 252 amino acids.
AGACUCAUUGUGAAUACGCAUAUCUACGCAUAUAGACUGUAGAACAUUGACUUCACUUCGAUUGGCUGUUAACCACAAAUUAUCUAUAUGGAUACGACCACGUCGCAAUCUCACCCCGCUCAUGCAUAAUUCCUGCCUGAAUACAUGUGAACCUCCUUCAUUCUACGCACCAUACAAUGGACGCAAUCUAUAAUUCAUCGAUACUUGCAGUAUCUUCAGGAACUUCCAAGUUCUCAAGUAAUUUGACUAGUAUCAUAUCUUUCCUGGCGACCAUCGUCGGAGUAUUUUAUUUCUCAAUGCUUCUAUGGGUUGUCAAUCUCUUUCGAACGCAACCUCGAGUGUUCAAAAGGGACUACAGUCGACAUCUACAACGCUAUGCUCCUUGUGAGUUAUGUCUACUCUUUGCUCGUACUGCAGCGUUUUCUUGUGACUUAGUAAUAAUCGCAACUUCUGGAGUCGUUUAUGUUUUCAUGGUAAUCAAUAGCCUUGUCGAGGCAGCUUGCGCUUCCUGGCUACUCGUCCAAUAUAUCCAUCAGCAAUCAUUCCCUGAUUCUCCAAGUCGAUCUGCCCUCCAGCUCAUUAUAUUCUGCUCAUGUUGGACAUUAUUUACCGCCGGAUUUCUCACAAUCUUGUUCAUGCAUCCAACUUGGUCGACACAUCCUGUCGCUUCAGUGGGGUCUCAAACCAUUUGGGUGAUCGUGACCUCGGGGUUAUGGGUCGCCGGGGUCACAAUUCUGGCUUGCGAAUUGCCAGCCCAAUGCAUCUCAGUUGCAUAUUGCGGCCAAAUUCGAGCUUUAUUCGCUUUCUCCUUAUUAGAGACAAUUGUGUUAAUGGGUGCCAUGCUCACGAUACUCUGGAUAGUAAGACAAUCCGUUCGUGAAGCUCUAAAGCGUGUUUCAAGGCAGCUUGUCGUAUCUGUGAUGUCGAGCAGGUAGUAACGAGCAUGCAGCUAUCUAUCUCCAGACUCCAGCAAGAUGCACAGCUUGGGCCUCACGACAAACACACCGUUCUUAUUCACAUCAUUCACUCACUGAAAUGUCGGAAACGGUUUAAUUUUUUUUCUUUGCCCGGGCCAAACAACUUAUUUCAUCUACAUAAGCUCGAUGCGAAUUCAGGCUCUGUAUGAUCGACUGUUGAA